CAAUGUUUGAGAUGUUUAAGUGUUUCCACUUUCAAAUUCUAUAGAUCGUCUUCCUCGUCUUAUUCACUCAUUUUUCAUAGUUUCGUGCUUAUUAUUUGUUUCAUAGAAGAUUUUUUUAUUCAGCUAUUUUUAAUUUUUUACUUAAUUUUGUAUUGACGCUAUGCCGGCGUCCGAAUAUUCCAAAGACACUGACCGAACUACAGAUGUACAAACACACGAUGAGACACCUUUCAGCGCCAUUGUAACGGACCAUCCACUUAUACUGAAAGGUCUGUCUGACUGUGAGUUCAUAAAUGCUUCUCCAAUACAAGUUGCUGCUAUACCAACAAUCAUCGCAGGAAAUGAUACAAUAGUCGAGGCGAAAAAUGGAACUGGGAAGACAUUAACUUUUGUUAUACCAACUUUGAUGAGACUAAAAUUAGAACAAGAUCAUUUACAAACUAUUAUUUUGGCACCAACUCGAGAAAUUGCUGUUCAAAUACAACAGUGUUUCAAAAAAGUUGGACAGCACUUGCCAGGAUUGAAAUGUGAAUAUUUCAUUGGUGGUACUCCAGUUGAUGUUGACAAACAGAAAGCAAAAUACUGUCAAAUAGCUGUUGGUUCCCCAGGACGCAUCAAACAUUUACUCAAUGAACAUGUCUUAAAAUGUUCAGAAGUAAAAAGUUUUAUACUUGAUGAAGUUGAUCGAUUAUUUACUGAUAAAAGUUUUACAAAAGAUGUUAGAGUUAUUGAUGCUAAACUUCCAAAAUUAAAGCAAACAAUAGUUGUAAGUGCAUCAAUUGAUAAAAAUGAUAUGUCUAUAUUCGAUGAGUUCAUGAAAGAGUAUAUCAUGGUUAAGGGAGCAGAAGAAGAUAUGAAUGCAUUACAAGACCCAUCAAAGUUCCUAAUAGGUAUUAAACAGUAUGUAGCAUGUGUUAAAGCAGUCAGUACUAAUAUAAUAUUAUUACCUGCAAAGAAUGUACGACUUCUCAAUAUAUUGCAAAAUUUACCAUAUACUCAAUGUAUCAUAUUCACUAAUUACAUGACAAGAGUUGAAGCUGUUUGUAAUAUGCUACGUGACCAUAACUAUAAAGCAGAUUAUAUUAGAGGUGAUCAAGAUCAAAGUAUACGAUUGAAGUUAGUAGAUAGAUUAACUUCUUUUAAAUCAAAAAUACUCGUUGCCACGGAUUUGAUAGCCAGAGGAAUAGAUUCAUCUAAUGUAGACUUGGUGAUUAAUAUGGACUGUCCAAAUGAUUGGGCUACAUAUCUACAUAGAAUUGGCCGAGCUGGAAGAUUUGGAAACAAAGGAAAUGCUUUUACUAUUUUGGAUGAUGACAAAGAGUUAAAAACUUUUAAAAAUAUUAUUAACAGUAUUGAAAGUAUUAAAGUAAAAAUGUUACCGAUUGCAAUUACAAAACCUAUACUUGAAUAUGCAGACAAUGAGCUUGAAGAUCUUAAUUUAACGAUUGAACCUGAAAUGUUACCAGUCCAAGAUACUGAAAAUGAAAUAGCUAAAGAAAAUGGGAAUAAUGUAAUUGAAGAAAACUUAAAUAUGGAUAAUAAAAAUGAUUCUAUGUUUAGUCCUAAUGAUAUUGAAUCGAAUAUUAACAGCCUAUCUAAAAAAUGUCAACAACCAUCAGAUGAAAUAAAUUCUAUUUAUAAAUAUAGUUUAUCUGAAGAGGAAUCACUACAAAAACUUUGUGAUAUUGUUAAAGAAACUGAAAAAAAACUCAUUGAAGAUAACAUAGUUGAUAAAAAACAUUUAACUGAGGACAGAUCUUUUGUGUUAUUUGAUCCAGAACCUUUACUUGAGAUCACUGAUCAUUAUAUAAAAUAUAGUCCUGAUGAUCUGUUAGACAUCAUAACAAAUUAUGAUUCAGAUUUUGAGAAGUAUGAAGCUAAUAAGAAACUCAUGUUACAAAACUCUAAACUCCAAUCCGUUAGUGAAAAUGAACCCUCUAACAUAAAUCAAGUAUGUAAAGAUAAUGAUUUCAAAAAUAUAUCCAACACUACUGAUGAUAAAACAAACAAUAUAAAUAUAGAUCAGGCAUUACAGAUCCAUAAUAAAUCUCAAAUUAAUUGUGAAGACGAACAAUUUGUUAAUGAAGUAUGUUCAGAAAACAGUUUUUCAAAUGAAUCAAAUAUUGAUGGCACUAAAAUUGAUAUAAAUAAUAGUCAACGACUACGAUUCACAAACAUUUAUAGUUUAUUUCAAAUACCAGAUUUUAGCCUUUUAAAACCAAUACAGCAUGACAGUGAAUUUGAUCAUUCAAAAAAUGUAGAAGAAAGUGAUGUGUCAACAAUAAUAUGUGAAAAAGGUAGUGAAAAUGAAAAUUUGUUGGAAGAAGAAAAUUGUGAUGAAGAAGAAUACUGUGAUGAAGAAGAAUACUGUGAUGAAGAAGAAAACUGUAGUGAAGAAGAAUACUGCGAUGAAGAAGAAUACUGUAGUGAAGAAGAAUACUGCGAUGAAGAAGACUACGAUGAAGAAGAAUCAUGUGAUGAAGAAGAAUCAUGUGAAGAAAAAGAAUCAUGUGAAGAAAAAGAAUCAUGUGAAGAACAAUAUUCUCAUGAAGAUAAAUACUAUUUUAAACACGAAAAUGUUGAUGAAAAAGAAUAUUGUGAUAAUAAAAAUCAAUAUGAGGAAGAAAUUUAUUUAGAAGUACAAUUCGAGGAAAAAAUUAAAUUAGAAGCAAAAAAUAAAAGUUUUGAUGAACAUAUUACUAAUAAAAAUUGUUCUUAUGAUCAUCAUAACAGCCAUAGGAUAAAUUUAGUGAAAGACAACAAUAAAUCUAUACAAAAAACGCUUUGCAACAAUAUCCAAGAACAUAAUAUACAUAAAAGAGAAGAAGAAAAUAUUGGUAUCAAUGGUCAUCAAAUUGUAGACUAUGAAAUUUUAAAUGACUGGUAUAACCAAUGGAAAAAGCAAAUGAAUUGCAUACAGACAUUUGUCAGGAUGAGUAAGUGAUCGUCUGGUGUGAUAAGUCUUAAAUUCAAAAGAACUGAAUGAUACCUAUUUUGUUAAGUUUAAUUUUACUUUGUAUUAUAAUUUUAAUUUUAAUAUUUUAUGUUUUAGUAAAUCGGUAAUGUUCAUCAAUUUUACGUUUUGUGUAGUAAUAUAUUAUCACAAUUCACUGUAUAUAUAUAUAAUUUUUUUUAUAAACAAUAAAAC
This is a messenger RNA of Melanaphis sacchari, 3148 nucleotides long. RefSeq names its product probable ATP-dependent RNA helicase DDX20. The record is from RefSeq and is a predicted model, not a curated record. The transcript has 7 exons. Gene Ontology annotation, molecular function: ATP binding; nucleic acid binding. NCBI's taxonomy places the organism in Eukaryota, Metazoa, Arthropoda, Insecta, Hemiptera, Aphididae. The coding region runs from base 161 to 2944 and encodes 927 amino acids.